Molecule: messenger RNA, 1158 nt
Organism: Symbiodinium pilosum
Lineage: Eukaryota; Dinophyceae; Suessiales; Symbiodiniaceae
Source: the annotation of a GenBank genome assembly
AUGAGUCUUCCAGGUCCAGAAGCACAAGCCGCCACAUACAGCUGGGAACUGAACCAGAAGAGGGCCGUCUCCUUGCUGUUGGCCGGCUCCGUUUCUGGCUUGUUAGGCUUUCUGUUCGCCGGAAUACUGGGCAUACACAACUAUUAUAGUGGAGGCUUUCAACAGCUUUGGGCUCACAACAAGACAUUCACGUUGGAAAACAACUUCAUGGGGGAACCCUUUCCAUCUGGCCACAACUACUGCCCACAGACGGUGAGUGAGCUGGUGCAUGACCACCAAAGCGCGGAGGGCAAGCUGUUCUUCGGGUUCGGGCUCCUUGCAGCAAUCUGCAUUCUGGCCUCCUGGUACCCAGCACACCUCCGAAAUGUGUACGUGGGCGAUAAGGUGGCCGUUUGUGGUUGCUGCGGGCCCACGUGGCAGAACAUGCGACAGUUCUGCCCGUCCAUUGGCCUUUUCCUUGUGACGUGCAUCCCUACGGUGCCACCAGCGAAUCGCCACUUCGGUGAGCACUUCACCGUUUUGUUGCACACAGCUGGGGCCAUCAUGAUGGUUGGCGGAUACGGGCUUUGCGAGAUAGUCACGCUCAGACACGCAUGUGCGCGUCGCAAGGAUUCGCCCAGGGGACCCAUUUUGAAGCCUGGGGAAUGGCGUGUUCGAGCCGCUCUGAUUGGACUGUCUCUUUGCUCUGGGGUUGCCUUCCAAGUCUGCGGAUUUCUAUCGCCAAAGUCCGUUGACUCGUUGGGAACAGAUUCAUGUGCGGACGUGUGGGUGGUUCCCAGCAAGAUUGACUUCGAGUACGUGUUGCAAAAGCCAGGCGGCGAUCACCUGGCCCUGGCUGUGCACAUUUCGCAGGCCAUUGCAGACAAGGAGAAGUUGCUGCUGGACACAGCACAUGGCCCGUGUCUUCUCCUGAAGACUUUAGAAUACUGGUUCGAGGUAUCUGCAGGCUUGUUUAUGGUCGGGAGCCAUCUAGCUAUUUGGUGGUAUUGCCCGGAACGUCGGCUGGAACUACCCGAGCAGCUUCCUGAACUAGCCAAACGGGAGCCCAGUUUUGUGCGUUGUGCGCCAGGGCACAGGAUCUGGAUUAAGGGUGUAGGCGGCGCAGGACAAGCUUUCAGGCUUGACUAUUGUGUGAUUUUGACGUUUGGCCUCACGUAG